CGCUGUGUUGGACCAGUAUCUUCCUUUUGCACUGCGUCAGCGUCUAAUAUUUGUUCGGGAGGGAUUGGGAUUAUCAUUAUUUGCUCUUGUACCACUCAAGAGACCUCGGAGUGAAGUUCGAAGGAGUGACGACUGUGCUCUUUGGUACAACUUGUCGGCGUCGAAAUCCUAAUGAAGAAGAGUUUGAUGCCGCCGGUUCACCACCACUUAAGAAGUCGUCUGUCGCGGUCGCGAGAGGCAGUGCUGAGGAGAGUAAUACUGGAAGUAGAAGAGACGAAGCUCAUCCUCUCGAUAGACAACAGUUCGUUCCCUUCUAACUUUGACGAGCAUUCUUCGGGAGUACUAUCUAAAUCACUACCUGAAGAUUCCCCCGGUUUUCAAACAGAGCAGAUAGAAGCACGGAAGAACGGAAUUUCUGUCGUGCGAUGCUGCCAGGACGAGCCCGAGACGUAUCGUCUCUACACUAAAUGUAGCGUAGCAGCUGCUAAUUGUAUUUGUGAUUGUAUCGGACGAAUGCAUCGAAACGAAUUCGAAAAUAAUGUACUACCUGCGAGCCGUACUCGGAUUCGCAGUUCGCAGAAGCUUACUGCUGCUGCUUCCCCUGUUAUCAGUAUCCGCAGCGUAUGUCGCAGAUGAGAAAAAACCACACGUCGAGAAGUCUCCUCCCCUGGACGCCAACAUACCACCCUCCGGGAGGACAGAAGAAGAUCCCAACGUAGCAGCUGCCUCCAGUCUGCAGCGCUCAAAGAAGUUGCGAAGAGCAAAAAUCGCGGAGAAAAGCGAAAAGAAUGAUACGAUACGACGAGCGCCGUCGCUUGCUUCAAACAAGCGUGACGAAAUUAGUACGGAGGUGGACGUUUCAGAGAAGGCCGAUUUAUUCCUCGAACAGCAUGAGAAACUUCUACAGAAAAAUUUGCCGUUGAAACAAACUUCUCCAACCAAACUUGCUGAAGUUGUUUCAUCCGCAUCUUCUGCGGGUGAGGCUUCUAGAACCGCGUCUACUACUUCAAAUUCUCCUUCCGUCUCGUCUGCAGCACUUCAAAAAGCCGCCAGAGAAGUUGUAAUGGCUGCCGGCGCACCUCCGAAGCAGGUCUCCGAAACGGACUCCCAGCCCGCUGCGGCACAGCACGGCGGCAGCGCUGGUACGGCUGGCGUUUCCAUUUCCUUCGUCAUCCUGUGCGUGACCAUGGUGUGUUGUGUCUGCGGUUGCAUCGGCGCGUUUAUCUACCAGGAACACAGCGCUAUGAUGGCGGAGCAACGGGAGAGAGAGGAGGCAGCGGAAUUGAUAUCCGAAAAAGUGUUUCACUGUCUGUUCAAACUUGUGAUGCAAAGAACUACGCAAGAACUCAGUUCCAGUUGUCUGUCGUGUUGGAAAUGCAAUGCAUGAGAUUCUUUUUGGCCAUAUUCUGACUUUUCUCGUGCCGAAUUUGAUGGCACACGACAUCACCGACUUUGCUUUCUUUUUUCUGUGGGACGAAGGUGUUAUGCAGAUUGUCCGGAAUCAUCGGAUCGCAAGGCAGAACUAUGUGAAGCAUCUUUUUGGUCGUGCGAUAAUGGGAGAGGGAGUUACAAUUCUCGGGGGUUGCGAGCAACCCAUUCCACAACGCGGUCCAAGGAAAAAUGAGCAUUUUUAGUGGCGUAUCGACUGCAAAUAUCGAUAUCUGGGUCUGGAAGUAGCAUAUGUGAUGCGGAAUGGUGAAUGACUGGGCGACGUCCACGUGGGCGAAGUGCUGCUUUGCAUGACAAGAGAAGCUGCGCUGUAGUUGUCUGUCAUGCAAUACAGGUUUUCCAAUUCCAGGAGGAUUGCCAGACGAGCAGAAAAAGUUGAACUUUCAUUUCCAGGCCCAGACACAGUAUUUACACUUGAUACGACGUCGGAGGAGGCACCACGGCAGCUCCAUUUGCGAAGAAAAGUUUCGGGGCAAAGCCCUCAACAGGGUCUGGCGCAGCAAAUUUGAAAUUAGAUAUGGCGAGUUUUAGAGGGUGAUGAUGAUGAAUGUAUUUCGUUUCUAAUGACUCGAGCAAUCACAGAAAAGCCUGUUGCUAUACACAAGAAAGUAAUUUUCCUUGCAGCUGUUUCUGGCAUGCUGAUCAUCUGCUUCGGCUUGCUAGAAAGCAUCGAUCUAGUUUCUGUUUCUUGCCCUGGAUCAAGAUCCUCUUCCUCUACUAGAGGUCUAGGUGUAAGUAGUUUUGCCUGCUCGAGGGAACAAGUAGUCCAGACGCAUUACGCAAGAACAGAACUACAUUAUCCAUGAAGGAUCAAGAUCGUGACAUCACCUGAUCCGGCAGAGGUGGAUCGCUUCCCAUCACUGGUGAGCUGGGCUCCCACAAGUGGGAUAUUAUCUCGUAGUUGAAUAACUACAGAGAACGACCUGCGAGAGAAGAUCAAAACUCGUGUGCUGGAUCAUGGACUUCUGUACCUGCAGAUUUGCGGUAGGCUGAAGGGCCUCUACAUGUUAGUUGAAGAAUCCGAUCCAAGAAGAACCCGAGAUUUUUCUGCAACACUAGCCUACGGUCGCGGCAAAGUCCUGUAAUUGUGCCUGUUUCGUCAGUCAGUGUCAAAAAAGUCGAAGGGCUCGGCUCUCUCAAGUGGUAGUACUUAUCGAGAACUACUUACUGUGUUGAAGCGCACAAAUACUCGAAAGAAACUGUGUCAAGAAAUAAAGUCACAAUAAACAAGUAAGUGAAAAAUAGCCUGAUGGAUU
Molecule: messenger RNA, 2705 nt
Organism: Amoebophrya sp. A120
Lineage: Eukaryota; Dinophyceae; Syndiniales; Amoebophryaceae
Source: the annotation of a GenBank genome assembly